CUCAUCAUCACCAUGGCCUUCCUCUGGAUCGUCUCCUGCCUCGCCUUCGUCAGCGCCGCUUACGGCUGCGGUACCCCCGCCAUCCCUCCCCAGGUGAGCGGCUAUGCCCGCAUCGUCAAUGGCGAGGAGGCGGUACCUCACUCUUGGCCCUGGCAGGUGUCUCUGCAGCAAUCCAACGGUUUCCACUUCUGUGGAGGAUCUCUAAUCAACGAGAACUGGGUGGUGACCGCCGCCCACUGCAACGUCAGGACCUACCACCGCGUGAUCGCUGGAGAACACGAUAAGGGCUACGGCUCCAACGAGGACGUCCAGGUGCUGAAGCCUGCCAAGGUGUUCACUCACCCCCAGUGGAACCCCCGAACCAUCAACAACGACAUCUCUCUCAUCAAGCUGGCAACCCCCGCCCGCGUGGGCACCAACGUGUCCCCUGUCUGCCUUGCUGAGUCCGCUGACGUCUUCGCCGCUGGAAUGACCUGCGUCACCUCCGGCUGGGGUCUGACCCGCUACAAUGCUCCCAGUACUCCCAACAAGCUGCAGCAGGCCGCCCUGCCCCUGCUGUCCAAUGAGCAGUGCAAGAAACACUGGGGAAGCAACAUCUCCGGGGUCAUGAUCUGUGCUGGAGGAGACGGAGCCACUUCCUGCAUGGGCGACUCUGGUGGUCCUCUGGUCUGUCAGAAGGACAGCGCCUGGACUCUGGUGGGUAUCGUGUCCUGGGGAAGCAGCCGUUGCUCCACCUCCACUCCUGCAGUCUAUGCUCGUGUCACCGAGCUCCGUGGCUGGGUCGACCAGAUUCUCGCCGCCAACUAAACACUCAGAGGCUAUGCCUCCAACACCGGCCCGUUGGUCCUUCAGAGUGUUUACAGUGAAUGAUAAUAAAAAACUCUGAACAUCA
Morone saxatilis (striped sea-bass) is the source of this 892-nucleotide messenger RNA. Its product is annotated as chymotrypsin B-like. The transcript is spliced from 7 exons. Gene Ontology annotation, biological process: proteolysis. Gene Ontology annotation, molecular function: serine-type endopeptidase activity. The record is from RefSeq and is a predicted model, not a curated record. Bases 13 to 807 code for a protein of 264 amino acids. Lineage: Eukaryota; Metazoa; Chordata; Actinopteri; Moronidae.